This is a messenger RNA of Effrenium voratum, 558 nucleotides long. NCBI's taxonomy places the organism in Eukaryota, Dinophyceae, Suessiales, Symbiodiniaceae. The record is from the annotation of a GenBank genome assembly.
AUGUCUUCACCUCAGCCAUGCGUGCCAACUAUGACUGGCGCUGAAUUCCUAGACGUUCAAAGCGGAAGAUUUGAUCAAGAAACUAGGCCCAACGUGGGCAGCUUCGGGCAUCCGGACUUGUGCGCUAAGCCGUGUAUUUUCCUGAUGCGUGGAAUGUGCCACAGGGCCGAAUUUUGUGGGUACUGUCACUUGGAGCACCGAGCCUCGCCUGCUCGAUUGUGCAAGCAGGACCGUGAAUACUUGGGAUGCUUUACAGCUGCGGAGGUGGUGGCCAUGAUUUUGCCACAUCUAAAGUCCAGAGUUGCAAGCUUGGGUGUGCAUCAUCAAGCCUGGGACCUGAUCAGGGCUCUGCAAGCUGUGGCUGAGCGAUCAAUUGGAAGCGCGGAUUUGCAAGCUUCAAGGCUGCACACGUCUCUGCAGAGGCUGUCGAUCAGCGGCCUGCUGUCGCUUUUGAGACGCAGUGACAUGAUUUUCAUGGAAGACCUGGAGCUGCCUUGCGCACAAUUCCGUUCGAAGAUGGCAAUGCACAAAUUUUCAGGGGCAUCCCUGGUCGGCUGA